This is a messenger RNA of Xyrichtys novacula (pearly razorfish), 29198 nucleotides long. The record is from the annotation of a GenBank genome assembly. Lineage: Eukaryota; Metazoa; Chordata; Actinopteri; Labriformes; Labridae.
GCUGCUUCUCUCUGUCCCUGUUUCGGAUAGACAGAGCGGCUGCCUGCUGGAUCCCUGCCUCUCUUCCUCUUUUCCUCUUUUUUUCCUCCGUAUGUGCCGAUCAGAGGCCCAGAGACUCGCAGCAUCCAGCAGCAGAUGGAGGACCUCCACAGACCACCUACAAGCCCAGGAAACUCUCUGUUCCAGAGGGCGCUGCAGCUCCUGGACUAGUUUCCCUCAGAGUUUUGUUGUGAGAAAGACUCAGAAGUGAAAGGUUUUAUUUGUUUGUCAGUUUCUUCUUGAGCUCCGGACUCUGAGCUCUAUCUCCUCCCCUUUUCUCUUUCACUGGCUCAGCUGUCACUCUGUCUGUCUGUCACUCUCAGGAUAUCCCCUUCCCUCUUUCUAGGGUUUCAUAAUGCAUCAGGAGCUCGUUCAGAGGCAGAGCUGGAGUCCAUCCUGCUGCUUUGAAGAUACGGACGAGCACUGAGGACUUUAACAGCAUGAAUCAACAGACUGUGGUCAUGGAAACAAGGAAAGGUCACAGGCCGGUGGCUCUCAGAGACUCAAACUCAACUUUUUAUAACUAGAAACAAAUCACUCUUAAUUAUUGACCUUUGAGGCUGUUUUUGAGGGAGGAUCUCACGAGCAGAGUGGUUUUUGUGUCUUUAUUCUGCAUUGAAUCAUGGGUAAUGCUGCAGGAAGCAUGGAGGUACCCCAGGGGAAGGAGGGCAAAUCUACGUCCACCCCUCCGGUCUCCACGGGACCCCAGAAGCAACCAGCAGGACUGAAACUCCCAAUGCCACCUGAGGAAGAGCUGGAGCAGCGCUUCGGUGCCGUGCUGGUGAGUGACUGUCAGGUCGUGUCAACUUUGACACAAUAGAGGCGAGCAGACGGCAAACAGGCGAGAAACAAAGAAUGCUGAAUAUGUAGGAAAUGUGCACGUCCACCUCAGGACCGGCUUAUCACUGUGCCAGGUACACAAUACCACUGUGGAGAGAUACAUAAGAGCUCCUUUAUGCUGGAGCUUACUGCAGCAUUAGGCUGACUGCAUGCUCUGCUGGAGGGGAGGGUGGUGGUGAGGGUGGUGGUGAGGGUGGUGGUGAGGGUGGGGGGCAGAUCUGUUUACAGUUUAAUUAAAAGUGCAGAUAAAAAAAAAAUGCACUUUAUUAAUGUGUCACUUUUUGUAGAUUUAAAUACUUAAAAUCAUGAACUCACCUGAAAAAGAAGGUAAAAUCUACACAAACUUUAAAAACUUUAAAGUGCAUCAAACUGGUUUCAUCAAGAAUAAGUUUCCCCACCACCAGAGGUCAUGACCCUAACACCAUCCAACACCGUUAAUGUAGGGUGACCAUCUGUCCUCUUUUACCCGGACAUGUCCUCUUUUUUUGUCCGGGGGAGUUUAUAAAAUCCUUCAAAUGUCAAAUGGAGUUUUAUACGGAAGUUUCUAGUUUGUGUCACGUGGACAAACUGAGUUAGAAACGCGUAAAAGACACUCGAUCCGACCUGAAAAACUCUCAAAAUUAACUACGUGUAACUCCACCCUCAUGUAGUCGUGUCCUCUUCCUGGAGAUUCAGAAUAUGGUCACUCUAUUUAAUGUUGAAGUCGCACUUUUUUCUGUUUACGCUCCUGACUGCGCUCCUAUUGGUCAACAUCACUGAGGUGGAGAAACUCAUCAAAGAUGGCCAAGAGAGAACACUGCAAUCGGAGGAGAAGCACUCGCAAGAUUACCACUAUUUCUCGAGAGACUGGAUGAGAUCUUACAAGAUCUUACGUGUUUCCCUGGGAGUCCCAGAAUGAGAUCCGCCGAUCAGUGUAUAUAAACACCCACAUCCCACAACCCUGGCCUCUCCUAUUAUCAAGCUAAGAACAGUUUAACGUAUUGACUUUAUUUUAUUUUGAAAAUUAACCGGAUAUUUUACUCUGUAGACACAUAAAUCUUCCGCUGCUGCUCGUGCUGCGCUGCACUGAAUUGAUGCGCCGUGUUCUGGCGUCCAGCAAAAAUAGAAGCCCUGUGUAUUUGAUCUGGCUUGUCAUAAGUUUGCAGAGUUUUGUUGCAGUUUGCUCGUGUUUUGUGUCUGACUCUGGAGAUGAACUGUCAGCAUCAGUGAGCUCCCAUCCUGGUGUUGUGUUUACGUUUAGGUUGAUGAUCUGGAAAAGAAGAGACACUUAGAUCAGCUCAAAGAUCUGAAACAAACUUUACUGAUUAAACUGCAGGGAUCCACUGAGAACAGCUAAGAGUCCAGAUGCGAAGCCUUCACUCUUAUCCUGAAUGUGCGACGGCUCAAACUUUGGAAAGGUUAAACCUCCACCAGCUUCAGACUGAUCAGACUUCCUAUUAUAUUAACAUCAAAUUCAAAGUUAAACUAACAGGCUUCAUAUAAACUGUAAAGUCUGAGCGUCCCCUCUCUGAUAAAAACACUGACUCUAAUGCUCCUCAAAUUUCACUCCAACAGCGCGUGACUGUAAGCGCUCGUGUUUGCAAAUCAGACGUUUGUGCAAUAAUGCUCAUUUGCAUAAUAUGGGUCAGAGUUGGGGCCUAACGUCCUGCUGAGAGCUGCAGCACACAGAGAUGCUGUUUGUUUGUGGGACUUUUAACUCUGUGCACAUGUUUAUGAUUUAGAGGCUGUUGGUGUAAAAACCACAAAAAUGAUCUGUGGAUUAGGCUUUAGGUGUAUGAGGAGGUGUUAAGAGGAUCAAGUUCAACGCAGAGAAACAGUUUCUAUAAUGGGAUCGAUGUGUCGGAGGUUAAAGUGCAGAGGAAAAAUUUCAAAAAGAAGGACUUUGAUUCAUCAGAUUUAAGUUGCUAUUUAAUUUUUUUUGCACGUCUCCUUGAAUUUAACGUUUUUAAUAUUAAAAAGGAUCUCUAAGAUAACAUGUCGUGAUCGUGGUACUUUUGUCACAUCUUUUCCGUCUGAAUCCAAGAAAAUCCGCUUUAACGUCAUCUUUAAGUUUUCUAGAACGUCAAACUUUUUGUUUUUGUUUUCACCGAGUUUUCCUCUCAGACUCUCGCCGUCACACGACCUGCAUUCCUCGACAGUGGAUUCGUCCUCGUUUCUUGCUCUUAUUUUUCUCUGGUUUGAGCUGUGACGGGCUGAUCUCAUGCCUGCCUGAUGACGGAUCGGAGUCUGACAGCGCAGACAUGUUCGAUAUGUGGACAGACCGCUUACGGCGUGAGCUGCAUUCCUGCUCUGAUUGUUAUCACCUGAGGUUCUGAGCUUCAGGAGGAUCAUUAGUGACAUCCUGUCAGCUGCUCUGUCAUGUUCUGGUAUUAAAACAUAAACAAACAGGCCGGAGGAUCAUCGUACGUACAGAAACAGAACCUCCUCCUUCCCUCCUGGAGGUGAGCGGUAAUCAAUGAGCGCUCUGAUUGAUGCCGCUCCCUCCUUCUGGGGCGGUUUUAAUCGAUGUGUGUGAGCUUUAAACUCUCCUGUGAGGGCCGAUCUGAAACUGUUAUUACCUCUGCUGAAGAGCUUUUCCAUUUAGAGGAGAUCCAUGAUCCACUUCAGCUGAAGUCUUUGAUACUUGGUGGAAAGAUAAACGUCUAAAUCAGUAAAAAUCAAACCUAAUGAUGAUGUUCAGAACGAUUCAUGGAGGUGGUGAGGAGUUUGAGUCGAGUUUAACUGAUAACUUAAAUGUUUAAAAUCCUCCUGAGGGAACUUUUAAUCUUCAUUUCAGACAGGAGGUCUUCAGUGCUUCAUAAAUAAGUCAGUCAUCAUCAUACGUAGAGCUCUAAUUUAAAGAUCUGCUCUGUUGUUUUAUCAUAAAUAUGCAUUUUUCUGCAUCGAUCAGUCCUCUACAUGCAAAAACACGAGGAGGCUGAACCUUUAUUGACCUCAGGCGGACCUGGAUCUGCACCAAGAGCAUCAAAACACAGAAUUGACAAAGACAUCAAAACUGUCAGAGUAUAAAUAGAAAAGAUCAACCUACACUCCGCAGAUACUCUGCAUGGAGAAGCAUCUCCAACUAACACCGAUGACUUUACAUGCAAUAAUAAUUCACCACAACAGAGCGGCAACUGCUGAACGUUCAGCAAUGUUCAGUUUCUGUGCAGAUGUGUAGCUUUUCUUGCAACAUAUCUCCAGUUUCCUGUAGAACUUCUUUCUAUUUACUGCACAUUCUUACUUACUUACUUCCCCGACUUUGUGAGAACAUGUACUCGACAUAAUUUACAGUCCACAUUACUCUGCUUCAUGUCCGACCUCCAAAACCAAAAUACCUCCACACCACCAACGUUUUCCUAACGCCAGUGUUGUGGUUGACAUUGAUGUGGUCAUCUGUUGAGCCUUCAUGGUCAUUUCUGUCGGGGGUAGCACUCAUUUUCUUUGUUUCUCACCAACAGUGCUGUCGGCUUCACCUGUUAAAGUGCUAUGGUUCGGUGUAGCUGCUGUCUGCUACGACUUUGCAGUUGGUUGAUACUUUGUUCUAAUUCAGAACAUGAUUGGUUCAGACCAGGAGCAACUCCCCUUUUCAUCGGCUAUUCGUAUAAUCUACCAAAACAUGUGAGAAAGACGACUAUCAAAAAGCAUAUUGAUCAUGUUUUAUAUUGAUAUUAAGGGAAAUUAAUUUUUGAUAUAUAUCACUAUCGUUUUAUCGCCCAGCCCUACUUCUAUUUAUCAAAUGAAUCAUGUGGAUCGACUCAGUCAUGAUCAGACGCUCCUGGACUCAGUCUGAGUUGUUGUAGGAUGGUUUUUGUGUGUCUGUGUGUGUGUAGGAUGUGUCAGGGUCGUGGGAUGACCACUGCAACAACUUCAUGUGCCAACAGUUUUCACCCCGUGUGCCAACAGCUGCAGCGUUUGUGUUAAAGCAGGUGUGUGAAGCUGCAGUAAGUUUUUUGGGUAUUUUGUUAUUUUGCAGAUUUCAGGCAUCGUUUCUGCAGCAGAUGAACUGAAUCUCAAAUCACUCCUCCUCCUCCUCCUCCUCCUCCUCCUCCUCCUCCUCCUCCUCCUCCUCCUCCUCCCAUCCUCUGCUGAAAGCGCUCCCUGGGUGAUAACAGAAGGAUUUCUGCUCCAUCACUUUUGCAUCCCCCCUCAAAUAUAGAUCAUCUCCCCCAACAACCCCGCUCCUCCUCCUCCUCCUCCUCCUCCUCCUCCCGCAGUCUUCUGCUGAGUCUGCAGAGCAAAUCUUCUGUUAAGUGGAGAAGAAACUCUGUCUGCAUACAAACCAGCUGACUGGGAGUGAAGAGAUAGAAGUGAAGGAUGCUGCAGACUGACACUGGCCUCUUUCUGCAGAGACUCAGAGGAGAGUGUCCCUCAGAGGUGUUUGAGUCUGCAGGGCGUGUGCGCUCGUGUGCACAUUUGCAUGACAUCCUGCCGUAUUUGUGUGCAGUUUAAUCCUACAGGUCUCUUUGUGAGCAGCUCGUAUUGACGCUGUCUUCGUGUCAUGAUGCCUGUUGUGUCUGAUGUCACUGCGUGGUUUUCAUUCAGAGAGGAUCGACUCAAAAGAAACAGAAAUUUGCUCAGAAAACAGGACGUGACUCUGAUUCUGCCAGUGAAAGGAUCUAUCCAAUUUUACUGGGAGCGCUCUCUCUUCAGGGUUUUACAUAACACUUUGCAUAUUUCCCAGCUGGGAAUGCGGCAGUGGGUGGAAUUGUAAAUGUACAUCUGUGGAUUUGAGCAGAGUAUUUACAGACGGAGACAAAGACAAAAAGGAAAAAUGAAAGGUUGUUGUUUACUCUCUUGUUAGGAGGUGAAGAAGCUGCUAAGUGAAGUCCUCUGUUCUGAGUUUGUCUCUUUAGUCACAAACCUGCAGGAUUAGAAGAACACAUUAUCAGGUUUAACUUUACUGUGUUUGGCAGAAGUACUUCUGUGAUACUUGGUUGCCAAAACUAUAUUGACAUGCAUGUCUCUGACUCUCUACUCGAGGCUGUCGUCCUGCUGUAGCGGCUAAAACACGCCACACACUAAUAAAUAACGGUGCAGAUUUUGAGCUUGGAUCCCAACUUAUGACUGAAGUCAGCAAAGACCUGAUUAUAGAGUCUUCCUGGACUAUCCUGAGGUGUUCUGUGUGUUCAGAGUGAUUUUUACUCCCACCAAUUAAUAAUAAAUAUUAGACGUGAUCAAUAAAACCUACGAUUAGAAAAAUCUACACAUUAGGGCUGAACGAAUUUGGCCAAAAAUAAAAUCCCAAUUUUUUUUCUCAGAGAACUCGAUUUUUGAUUUUUUAUUCACCAAACUUCACUUUAAAAAUAAAAAGUUUUUCCAUCAUCUCUCGAAAUUAAACCACUGAAAACGAUGUUGUGCAUAUGUCCAGUUGUCCUUUCAACGAAGAACUAGAAAUCAUAGAUGCUGUGUCAUAAUCAAUAUACACUCUGUCUGUUGUCCGAGGGAACGAUGACAGCCGAUCAGGAAGCAAGCUGACCAAGGAAGGAAGCAGAACAAGUGCAGCCAUGUCAACACGAAGCAUGAACUUUGAUAAAUGUCAGAAAUAUUGAACCCACUUUUUGAAAACAGUCAAACACACAACAUGAAUCGGAAAGCUGAGCGGCUAGCAACAUUUAGACCCUGUAGUCAGCCAUGUUUUUUUUCUCUAAAGUCACAUUUGAUCACGAGAGAUUCUACAAGAUUUUCAGUUUUGUGAGUCAGGACUUUAGUUAAAGGUAAAAAGAGUCUUUAUGAGUCUUUAAAUUAUUUAAAAGCCCCCUCCUGAGACUCAUAUCUGAGGUUUCACUCAGCUCAUGGUAAUAUUCAGUUUGGUGUAAUCCUGAAAUGGAUUUCUGAUCAGACUGCUGGAGACUCACAGGUUAGUGUUGGACAGGAGGAGAGCCGAUCAUUUCACAGUCAUUAUUCAGCCUCUGCUGCUGCUGCUGCUGCUGCAGCUCGUCUCUGUGAACAUGAUGAUUCCAUCGAUCCUGCCUUUUGGGACCGUCAGCACUUUUAUAAAUGCAGGAAUGCAUCAGCGACACAACAAUGACCCACUUCUGUCUGCCGAACACAACAACACACUGUCUUCUUCUCUCUGCUGCCAGUUUGAGCCUCAUACUCUUCAAUUCGGUGCGACGUUAAACACGGAUUACAGACGCUUCAAUCUGAUGCUGCGCCGUUUAAAUGAACCUCGACUUUGGUUCCUUUUGUCGGCUCGUUUAAAAGCAGCUGUGAAGGUCACUCCUCUCACUUUUUAAUACCACUUAAAUCAGCACAGUUAAAGAGCAGCCAGGGAGAUCUCCAAGUCUGCAAAAUACUGCAGCAAUUACUGUGCAGGUUGUCAUGGAGAGAGAGAGAAAAAGCCAAUUUGAGUGUGACAAAAACGGCCACAUGCUUUCACACUUAGCAUGUCGUGGUGUUCGUGAAACCAACCGAGAGAAAUUCAACUCGUUUCAAACUGAAACUACCCGCCCGUGAUCCUCCAGACCAAAAACCAUCCGACCCUGACACAGCAGGAGGGCCUCAUCCUCAGAAGAGACCCUGUAGAAGAUGAAGUUCUCACCUGGUGAAGUCUGGACUCUCACAGGUCUGACUAAUUAAGGCUUUACUGACAGGAACUGUUGAUUUUUCUGCAGAUUAAAGGGACCAGCAGCGUCUAAAGUAGUUAAAAUGAACUCUUUAAUUAACAAACAUGUUAAAAAACGCAAAAACAAACACAAAAGUGUUUGAAAAUUUAAGUUCACUGACGGUUAGAAGAAGUGAACGUUGAACCUUGGUCCCUUUUAUUGAAACUGCUUUAUUUCUAAGCUACUAUUUUUUAUUUGACCUUUGACCUGCUCUCUUCUGAGGCCUUCAUGAGGUCUUUGCUGCUCCUCUUCCUGCCUUUGUUUUUCCACCGUAGCUCCUCCCUCUUUCACACACAGUCAGAUUUUUCCUCUGUCAUAUGUAACAUCACUGCAGUUUCCUCUCUGGGGUCUUUGCUGAUGCUCUCCCUGCCUCGUCUCUCCAUGUUCACAGAUCAGAGCAGAUUUCUGCUCCAGCCUUUGUAACAUGAUGGUCGGUACUUCUUCACAUCUGUUCGGUGGAGCCGCGGCGUUGACGUCAAACACUCGUCUAACUUCCUGAUAAAAUGUUGGGAACAGAUUUUAGAGUCGGACUCUCACAGUUUAAGUCGGUUCAGUAGAUCUGAGUGUUGUGUUUUAAUCCAGUGAAAACAGUGCUGUGGAUAAUCAGAGCUGUCAAUCAUGAUUAUAUGGGAUUAAAUUAUUAUUUAAAGCUAAACUUGUCAGAAAAUUAACACUUGGACAUUAAUUUAGCGGGAUGAGGACGAAUUAUAGUGACAGGAACCAUGUUUGUUUGUUUGUUUGUUUGUUUUUAUAGUAUUAUUUUGAGUGAUUUGGAUAGGACAGAGUGGAAAUAUGGGGAGAUAAAGAGAGAGGGGGGAGGACAUGCAGCACGUGGGGCGCACCAACCCACUCAGCCAUCUGCGUGAUCCCAUGACACCAUGUUUUUGAGGAAAUCAUUCGACUUGUGUUUCAGGUUAAUAGUUUAACCCAUGUCCCGUCUGUUAACAUGGAGGAGGAUGUUGUUUGUUUGUUUCUGUAACUUUUUAUUAAACUUUGACAGGAUGAUCUUUUUUUCUGAUGAUGGUAACUCUUCCUUUGACCGUCUUCAUUUUCAUCGAUGUCUUCUUAAAUAGGGUGGCCAUAUUUUGGAUCCCCAAAAAGAGGACACGACUUCGCGGGGGCGGAGUCACAGAGUCAUGCGUAGUUAAUUUUGAGAGUCGGAUUGAGUAUUUUUACGUGCUUAUAACUCAGUAAGACCACACGACACAAACUCAAAACUUCCAUAUCAAACCGCAGACAUUUGGAGGAUUUUAUAAUCAGCCCCCAAAAAGAGGACAUGUCCUGGUAGAGGAGGACGUACGGUCACCCUCAUCUCAAACCCGUGGUGUUAUUUCCUCUCCGAGUUGGAACCGCUUCAAGAGUGUCCACAUAUAACCAGCUCGUAUUGACCCACCGGCUCCAUUCAUCAGCCUGAUUUAUCAGAUCCACAUGCAGCCCCACAGCAGCAUUGAUUUACUGCGCCGGAUAAAUCUACCGUGGCCUUGUUUUUCUGCAUGCCUCACAUCAUGUCCACAGAGACCAGCGUGUGAUUUUUGGAGAGCCUCAAGUUCAGCUCAAGAAUAAUGAGGUUCAUAUAUUUGUACCUCGUAGACUGUGUACUCUGUGGGCUGACCGCAGAUACUUUGAGUUUUCCAUUGAAAUACGUCUAAAAACUCAAUGAGGGUGUGUUUCUGUGACAUCCUGGAGCUUCUCUAACCCGCCGAGAUGAUCAGGGUGUUCAAUAAAAUGACGUCAUUAUUGUCGUACAUUUCUGUAUCUGCAAAUAUUCUGUUUAUCGCCCUACCUGUCAGUCUGAUUCGAGCAGCAGCUGGUAUCCUGCUUCAACUCCUAAAAAUCUGGUGACAUGUUCAUCUGGAGCUUUCAUCACAUCACCGCGAAGUAACUAAAAAGUCUUUCCGGUCGACUGAGUCACUUCUGAAGACUCCGCACACACCCCUCUCGACCCUGACCCUCACAUGAAUCUAAAAGUUACUAAAUUUUAUCGACUAAGAUGGAAAAAUGAGGGAGGAGGGCGAGAAGAAAACAAAACCCAGAUAUGAGGAGAACAUGAAACAUUUAAGCAAAGAGAGGCGAGUGUGGAGUCGCCCAGUUUGUGUUUGUUUUGUUACGAGUGCAGCUGAAGUUUGUGUGGUUGUAGUUUCAUAGAAUCAAACUACAUAGAAAUAAAUAUAAAGAAAGACCCGGUCUGUUUAGGGUCAGGGUCUUAAUGAAUGUGAAAUAACUCAGUAAAGGUUUGGAGCGUUAAAACUUCAGGUCCUCCUUGUCCGAUAGAAACUCUGUCCACUGUGUGAUUGUAACAAGACAGCGAGACAUUGAUUAAAAAGUGAUGAGUGAGUGAGUGAGUGAGGCUUGUUAUUGUGUUAUUGUGUUAUUGUGUUAUUGUGUUACUGUGUUAUUGUGUUGUGACAACAGACACUAACAUACAGCUGAUAAUGAGAAAGGGCUGACCGGACUCAGAGUGACUCAGUUUGGACCGGACCGCUGAGUCUGAGUCGAGUCUGCGAUAACGAGUGAGAGAAGAAGGUGUGAUUGUGUUCAGGUGUUUAGGAAGGUCAGGUGGUUUCUAGGUGGACUUUAAGGCGACGUAGAAGAGAUGCUGUAAAGUGCUUGCUUCUCUAGUUAUACCAACUUUAGUAACGACCGCAGGAUAGCAAUACAGAGAGCCACGCCCUCAACCAAAACGCCACUCUAUAGCCACAAAUAAUGCUCAGAACAGCACCUAACUUCAUCAACAGGACAUAUAGGGUCACAGACAUAGUACUAGACACCAAACAUCUUUUUAACUUUGACUCAUUUCUUUAGUAAAGAGACUAAACACAACUCACCUACUCUCUUCCAGCAGACGCUUGUUUGUACAGAGACCUCAGGCCAGUCCAUUACAGACUACAGCGGGGUGCCGCAGCUCAAGGAAGAACAUUUAUGAUCAUUUCUUCAUGGAAAUACAAUCAGACCGAGACGCUAAGACAGAAGAACUACUGUGUCUGUAAAAUGAUUAAUAUGAUGAUUAUUACUUCAAGGAAAUGAUAAAGAAAUGAUCAUAAAUGUUCUUCCUUGAGCUGUGGCACCCCGCUGUAGUCCGUAAUGGACUGGCCUGAGGUCUCGCUACAAACAAGUGGCUGCUGGAAGAGAGUAGGUGAGUUGUGUUGGGUCGUUGCUAAAGUUGGUAUAACUAGAGAAGCAAGCGGUCGGCAACAUUCAUCUCUGGAGAGGUUGUCUAACUUGGUGUUAUGGUGUGUUUGACCCUAAAUUAAUUUUAUGCCGGAUUAUCCCUUUAAACCGUCUCCUAACUGUUCCCUUUCAGAAUACCAUGAACCUUCCUCCAGACAAGGUGAAGAUCCUCAGCCAGUACGACAACGAGAAGAAGUGGGACCUGAUCUGUGACCAGGUGAGUUUACAGUAUCAUCAUGCAAACACAAGCACAGUCCAGCUCACACGAGGAAGCUCAUUAAUUAUGUACGUCACUGUAGUAACCACAGGGAGGUCCGAAACAAACCGAGUCAUGAUGAGAGAGUGACAGAGGACACCGCAGCUUCAGUUCACUCAGACCCUGUUCUUUUAGUAUGAGUCAAAACGUUUUACUCUGAAGGAGUGAGAGAGGAGAUGAGUGGGUGUGUGUGGGUGUGUGUGGGAGUGGGUGUGUGUCGCUGCUGCAGAGGAAUCAUUUCAGAAAACUUAAGAUCAGACUCAUUUGCAUGAGAGACGCUGAGUAAUCAAAGAGCCCGGGUGAAACCCUCUGCCCUCCGAGUCCCCCUCCUACUGCUCCUCACUGCAGCACAGCAAUCAAAUGUAAUUAAAGAUCUAUGUGUGUGUGUGUGUGUGUGUGUGUGUGUGUGUGUGUGUCUGCAUCUCCAGGAGCGGUUUCAAGUGAAGAACCCUCCGUCAGCGUAUCUGGAGAAGCUGAAGAGUUUUCUGGAUCACGGCGGAGGCGUCAGUCGGAAGGUAAGAAAGCAGAAAGUCCACCUCCCACUGCUGGGGUCAAAGUUCAAACUCUGAUGUGGAAAAUAGUUAAAAAUCAUUUAUACAAUACGUUUCAGACACAGAGGUACUUUGCAUGAAGAAGCAGAGGUAUGAAAAAAACUGCAGUUCCUCAAGUGUCCACUAGGGGGUUGCUUCAGAAGCUAAGGAAGCCCCAUUAACAAUCAUGUUAAAAUAGCAGUCAUAAUAAUAAUACUACAUUUUAUUUGUAGUGCCCUUUACAUCAAGAGACCUCAAAGGGGGACAUCUUAAAACAAAGACAUAUCACAGUAAAAGAAUAGAGAGUAAAAGCAAGAUAAGCAGGUCUUUAAAAAAGGUUUUUAUGAUGAGGAACCAAAAGUUCUGCUAAAAAGGAAAGUUUUGAGUCCUUUUUUAAAACAAUGAUGUUUAAAUUGACGUUUUUCACAGCAGAAUCAAACAUGUUUACAGUCUGAUGUCAAGAGAAGAGUUUGGUCUGAUUGGAUAAAAAUAGACUAAAUUAAAUUACAGUGAAAUUUUAUAUUGAAAAUUUGUUUUUAUUCAGCCAAAAGAAUAAAAAAGGUAAAAAAAUAAAAGUUAACUUUCAUCAUGUCCAGAAGCUCUGCCAACUCUUUUCCUCUGACCUUCAUUUAUCGCUUUAAACUGAAGUCUUUUUUAUUUAUUAUUAUUAUUAUUAUUAUUAUUGUUAUUAUCGUUAUUAUUUUUAUUAUUGUUAUUAUUCAAUUAUUAUUAUUUUUUAUUAUUGUUAUUAUUAUUAUUAUUAUUAUUAUUAUUUAUUAUUAUUAUUAUUAUUAUUAUUAUUUCACGGAUUAUUAUUAUUAUUUUUAUUAUUAUUUUACUUAUUAUUAUUAAAACAUGCAAGUUAUUAUAAUAAGUAACCUAUAUAGUGUUGAUCAGAUAUCUUUGUGUAUAAUAUGUAUUUAUUUAUACAGAUUUUUUUUUUAAUCUGUAAUUUUUAAGAAAUGGUCAGGACUAGAUCAUCUCUUUGCUUCAUUCUGUUCCUUCUCAAACUGUUUAUGUUUGUGUAAAUUUAUCUUUGACAUGUACAGCUGUUUGGUUCACAUAUAUAUUAUUUUGUUCUGUGUUUUUGUUUCUAGUUGUUUUUAUUUUUGUUGUUGUUCUUAAAGUUUGAGAUAAAUUAAGAAGAAAGAAAGAAGAAGAGAGAAUUUUCGGGUGUAUAAUGAAGCUCUUCCUCACCUCCUAACAUCUCCACUUCUGAUUUGUCAGUUUAAGAGACGAGUCCAGGAGUCCACCCAGAUCCUCCGAGAGUUGGAGAUUUCCCUGAGGACUAAUUAUAUCGGGUGAGUCUCUCUUCGGUUCACGUCACUGAGAGAAAGAAAAAAAACUUUAUAGAGUUGAAACUUUGUUUAAGGAGAGGCGCUGGUUCAGGAUGAGACUCAUUAAAGAGAAACCUAAACCGCAGGACAGCACAGUAGGAAGUGUGAGCUGAAGAACUGCAGAGAGCUGAAAUGUAAAUGUUGUUUCUGUUAUUAGAAAGAUAAAGAUAGAAAUCUGGUUCUUAUUCAAGUGUUAACAAGCAAAAACUCAAAACUGAGCAAGUGUGUCAGUCUGUAGUCCAGAACAGACGGACUUAAUUUAAUUUAUAUGAGAUAACAGUGUGACCUACAUUACGUUUAAUGUGCUAAACUAUUAAUGGAGUUCGAAACUGCACUUAUGAACUUAUGCAGGUAGAUCAGCAGCAAAGACCACCAGGAGGAGCUGAGACGGAGGCGGGUUAGAGUCGGCUAACAGCGCCCGUCUCGUCUGUGUUAGUCUGUUAUUUCCUCUGAUGGAUGAUCAGUGAAGCAGGACCUGGUCUGAGAUCGAUGUGCAGAGUUUUGUCCGUUAAUCUGAUCGGAAAAACCGCCAACAUCUCCUGAUCUAUGAGACAGAGGGCUGAAGGCAGAACCUGAAAAUGAGCUUUUGAUAACAUCUGAUUUUAGAGACAAGAAGGAAAUCUUUAAAUGUGACUGAAACACUUCUGCUGUUUACUGCUCUGUUCUCCUCUUCCAGGUGGGCUCAGGAGUUCUUAAACGAAGAAAAUCAGGGUUUAGAUGUUCUGGUGGAUUAUCUGUCCUUCACUCACAGUGCCGUCACGUACGUAUCCGCCCCGAACAACCUCGUUUCUCAUUCCUGGAACAGCCGCAGCUCCGCUGUGUCGCCUUAUCUCCUUCACUCUUCCUGUCAGCCUAUCAAACAUCAGCUGAGUGUCACCACAGGCCACAUUCGUAUGACGGUAAACUGUGUGACUCACAGGUAUGACGUGGACUAUCUGGACAACGGCGCGCUGCCCACGGAGAAAAUCAAGACUCUGGAGAAGUCAGCGGAGGAUCUGAGCCGAAGCGCCAGCAACUCUCCGACUCACAGUGCCUCCAAGGCCAGCAAGGCCUUCACAGUCAGGUACUGUCAGAGCGACGGACGGGCGAGGAGGGGAGGAGUCACACGCUCAGAGUGUUGAUGUUCUAACCUUGACUCAGAGUGACGCCACCGAGAGUUUCUCACAAAUAUGUUUCUGUCGACGUGCCGCCUCUUUCAUUUAAACUUAUUUUAGAUAUUUAUGAAAAUCCUAAAAACCUGACAGUGUCUCUGCUCUUUAUAAUCUUUUAAAGUAAUUAUGUUUCUCCAUCUAAACUAAAAUAUUAAACUUUUUACUUCACAAAACUUCAGGGUCAAAACUCUCGUUUUCAGACUUUAGAUAAACUUGAUUCACAAAACCUUUAGAGACCUCCGACAGUGAAAAAACUGGGACUAACUUUAUCUAACUUUAUUCAAAAAUACAACUAAAGGCAUCAAAACUGUAUAAUAAAUAUGUGUGUGUAUAUGAUAAAAAAAUAAUAAUAAAACCUCAAACUUAAUAUUCAGUAAAAUGACAGAAAGAUAUAAAAAAAUGUAUAUAAACACCAUUUUAACAGCAGUGAUAGAUUCAAUAUAAAAAAGGAAAUAUAAAUUAAACUGAUUUACUUUUUCCAGCUUUUUUACAUUAAUAAUAUAGAAUAACAUGUACUGGGUUAAAAUCAUAGGAAACUUUACAGUAAAUCAAAAGUUUAAAGGGAAAAGGGACUAAAAAUAUGAUAAUAAAUCUAUGAGAAACAGUAAAAAGUGUUGAAAGUUUGUAGUUUGUAAAAAAAAAUGCGAAACAUAAAGUAUGAAUCAAGAUGAUAAAUUCAUGAUAAACAAAACCUAAAAUAUUGAUAUCAUUGAUUAUAACUCAGAGAAAAUAAUUAGAGUUAUUUGAUUUAAAUGGACAUUUACCAAUCUGAGGUUUUUUUACUGAUUCUUUGAGUCGAUCUCGUCGAGUUUCAGAUUUAACAACUUUUUUUAAGACUUUAUUUUUAUCACCUGAAGACAUCAAAUCUUAUCUUUAUUCUUAUUUAUUUUAUUCUUAUCAUUUUCAUAUUUAAGUGAGAUAUGAAUCAAUGUUGAGUCUCACACUCAGUAACCUGUUAACACUAAAACACUCUUAUUAUCACUGCAGCUUCUCUUUCAUCGAGAUCACGCCGUCCUUUGGCUUUUCAGACGCUCACAAACACACCUGCUCCUCUCCCUGCUCUCCUCUCCUUCUCCUGCUCCUCUCCUCUCCCUGCUCCUCUCUCUCGCCUCCUUCUUCACAACAUUUGGAGCCUUUUAAACGUCUCUGACAGUAAACCAUCACAGUGAGCACAUGCAGGUGUACAUGAGCAGACACACACCUGCCUUCACACAGACACACACAUUCCUCGACAUCUGAUCUGAGUGUUCUGAUCCUCUGAGUUCUUCUCAUAGUUCGUGUUUUAGUUUGACUUGUUUGAGCGUGAAUGUGAAAAAUGUCGCCCUGAGAAACAUCAACAGACUUUGACGGACAGGUGGGCGUGUCCGAGUCUGUCUGUGUCACCCGUUCACCUGCAGCUCUGUGUCAUAAUGUGUGUCAGAAAGACCUCCUCCCCUCCUCUAAUGAUCGGUUCAUACAGCUGUUAUUAAAAUGAAAACUGUACGUAGAUGUAAAAGAAACAGAUCUGUGACCUCCGUGUUUCUCACCUGGCAGAUUCAACUCUCUCCAAAACAGGAAAGCUCUGAGGAACUCUCGUCCCGUGAGCCAGACAGACGACGUUCACCUCUGCAUCAUGUGUUUACGUGCCAUCAUGAACUAUCAGGUAAUUUAGAGUUAGAAAUUUAGACAUAGAACAGAGACUUCUGUUUAGCUUUUAAAACUAGAGUUUAUUAGAUAAUAAAAAGUUAAAAUAUUGGCUUUAAAUAGGAAAAUAGGAGAUAUACAGGGGUCUCCAUGUGCAGUCAAACAGCACACUCAGGUGUCGGUCAGUUACAGGAAAAUAAAUACAGGAAAUAAAAAAAUUCAGCUUUUUACUCGAAAGUUAAAAUUUAGAUUUUGAAAAAAUGAUUUUGAGAGAAUUUUGAGACAUCGAUUUAACGUAUUUUUUGACGGUGAGGUACAAAUGUGGACAACAUUUAAACGUCUAAAAGAGGUCCAAUAAUGACGUCUUAAUCUUGGAUCCAUGUUGCACGUUGUGUCGACGUCUAGAUUUGGUCUUCAGGUGACAUCCAAAUUCUAAACAUCAGAUCGAUGUCUAAAAAAGGUCCAAUUUGAAUGUCGAAAUUUCUAACCUGCUGGUAGCACUGACGUCUAGAUGUGGUCUUUGACGGAUCGACCCAAUACUGACUCGAUCUGCACGUCUCUUUGACGUCCGAUGUUUGAUGGGAAAGUUUUAUGAGUCAGAAAAGUCAGAUUUCUCAGAUUCAUUAUCGACUCGUAAUAAAAAGUCUAAAUGUUGAGUUUUCCUGUUUCUCUCUCUCUGUGUUCAGGACACUGAUUCUGUUUUUGAGUUUUUCACUUCUUCAUAUUUAGAGUUUGAACAUGUUUCUGUAUCUGCAGAUCUUCACCUUCUUAUAGUUGGACUCCUGAGGUUUGAUUUCAAGUCACAGUAGUGAGAAUAAUGAGAAUAAAAGUGUCUCUCUUUGUGUUGAAGCUUUAAUUUGACGUCUUUGUGUUUUUGUCGUCAGCUCGGGUUCAACCUGGUGAUGAAACACCCGUGCUGCGUGAACGAGAUCACCCUCAGCCUGAACAACAGAAACCCGCGGUACGGCGCUCUGAAGCUCUCACUGACGUAGAUAAACUCAUGUGAAACUUCUGAACUCAAAGUGUGUGACUCUUGUGUUCGUCAGGACCAAGGCGCUGGUCCUGGAGCUGCUGGCGGCCGUGUGUUUGGUGCGAGGAGGCCAUGACAUCAUCCUCUCCGCCUUCGACAACUUCAAAGAGGUCAGCUGAUCUUUAUUCCAAGAAUUCACGCACACGUUUUUCCACAAACUCUUCACCUUUCCCGCUCGGUCGUAUCUCACCGUGACUCAGCCCACUCAGACUUAUUUUAGAGCAGUUAUGUGCUCCACAUAGACGAGGUCUUAGUGGACCAGCAGCACCCGCAUACCAGAGGCCCUUUAAUGCAUGAAAACCAGGGUUAAGGGGAACCCCAGACCCUCCUGUCCCCCCGUCAGCUGCCGGGUCCAGUUGUCCCCCCUGCCAGAUGAACCUGAGUGAGGAGGUGUAAAAAUGUCCCACACUUGUGGAGUCCCUCUGACCUCUCCUUGGCCCGUCUCUCAUCUUUGACUCAGAAAGCAGCAACUGUUGCCAACAGAUCCGCUCUUGGAGAUCGAGCGGCGUGAACCUGAACCAGGAGGGUCUAUUUUCAGGAUCUUUAGAAGCUGCCCUACGACGACAAACUCUGCUGCAGCGGUUUUAGAUUCACGCUCCGGCUGCUCCUCUGUGAAGUCUGAUCAUUAUCAGCCGCUGAAAUUUACGAUCCAAUUUCAGAAACACUUAAAACAGUUUCAGUUUAAAUGAAGCAGCUGCUGCAGAGGCUCCGAGGAGCUUUAACUCCUCCAGUUAUUGGAGUUUGAGAGUAAAGGUCUCUAAAGUGUGUUUGGUUGAUUAUCUUCUGUCUGAAUGUUUCACUGUCUGACAUCUUAGAUCAGUUAUCUUUCAUUUCACUUCUUUGUAGGUCUGUGUCAUGGGUUUAAAAACGUGAUAUCAGAGUGAAACUCUCAGAUGUUUUUCUGUCUCAAUAGUGAACUUUUUAAUCUAGAAUUAAACUCAUACUUCGCUCUGAUGUGCGGCUGCUUUAAAUCUGCAGAAACACACAUCAUGCUGUUGUGCAGACAGUGCUGAGAGUUCUGUAAUCUAUGGAGUCAGAGCUCCCCCUGCUGGACAAACUUUGACUCUUAGAGGUUUAAAGUGUUCUAUUCCUCGGCUUUUAGUUCAGCGUGAGAGGUCCGUGUUUAAUCCGUCUGUUCAAUUAUUCCGUUCAAUCUUAAAUCUUAUUUGUUUUUCCAUAUAACCAAAAAAUAAAAGAUUAGUGUUUGUUUUCCUAUUUUCAGCUCAAAACAGAAAAUAUAAUAGAGACAGAAAUGAAAACAAAAUAAUAAAUAUGAAAAAGUCUAAUCAUCCAUCUCCAUGACAACAGGUGAACCUUUCUCCACCGCUCUGGUCUGGAGUUUUUGGUCCACGUUGUUGCGAAUGUGCGAACAGUAAAAAGGCACCGUGGAGAAUGGAGACAUCAAUAACCUGAAAACGAAAAGUAGAUUUAUUAUUUUGUUUUUGUUUCCUUCUCUGUUAUAUUUUCUGUUUUGAAUUGGAAAUACAAAAACAAACACUGAUCUUUUAUUUUUUCGUUAUAUAGACAAACAAACAAAAUAUUGACUCGUUUUUUCAUUUCCACAGACCCUGAGAGUUGUGUGCUCUCUGUCCUUUUAUCACUUUAAUUUCUUUUAUACUUUUGUGUUUUUAUUUUAUUUAAUUUUAAAUAUUUUUUUUCCUGUUUUUCUUUAUUUCCUCUUGAUGUUUUCUGUUUGUUCUCUUUAUUUUACUCUGCAGCUCUUUGGUAAACUCCACUGCUGUGCAGAUGGCUGAGUGGGUUAGUGCGCCCUGUAUACGGGGACCACAGUCCCUGUAGGGGGUGUGGGUUCGAGUCCGGCCCUGACCAUGUGCUGCAUGUCCUCCUCACUCUCUCUCUAUCUCAAUAAAAAGGCAAAAAUCAUCAAAAAAAUACUAAACAAAAACAUGUUUCCUGUCAGUAUAAUAAGUCCUCAUCAUCAUCAGGCUGAUUUAUGUUAAUUUUUCUGACAAGUUCAGCCUAAAAUAGUCGUUCAAUCCCAUAAAAAGAAGGUCUUAAUAAUGAUUGACAGCUCUGAUUAUCCACAGCACUAAUUUUACUGGAUUAAAACACGACACUCAGAUCCUCUGAACCGUCUUUAACUGUGAGCGUCUGACUCAAAAAAAGGCAAAAAAUAAAAAAUAAAAAAUAAAAAAUGAUUGUAUUGUGUUCUUAAAGUUAAUGUACCUUAAAUAUCCAAAUAUCAGACCCUGAUUUUAUACUGAAGUUGAUAUUUGUAGAAACUAACUUUAGAGUCGUAUCUCUGUUUGCGUUUCUGUUAUUUGACUCUAAUUUAAAAAAGUGUUUUAUCAGAUAAAGUGAGAAACUUAAACAGUUUUAUCUCUUUAAAGUGCAGAUUUAGUUUUUUUUUUCAGGGUUAUUUUGCUGUCAGAUUAUUUUUAGAUUUUCCUUUCAGCUGAGAGUAAAAAAAAAAAAGAUGAAGCGUCGGAUUAAAAACCCGUCGGUUCUCAGGUACGAAGUCCUCUGGCAGCUUUAUCUCGUCUGCUGAUGAGAGUGGCAUCAGUUUCCACGGCGGAGACUCGAGUAUCACAGUGAGUGGCGUUUGUUUUGGCGCUGCAGCGGCGUCAUUGUGUGUGUGUGGGCGAGAGAGAAAGAAAGAGAGAGAGAGAGAUGGAGGCUCUGGGCCAGGAGCUGCUGGAGAGUCCUGGGCAGCAGAACGUGGGCUUUUGUUUUGGGUUGUGCAGCCUGUCAGGUUGGUGUGCUGCAUUAUUUAGAGGACAUGAGUGGGCAACCGGGGGGAGGCGGGCGCUGACAGAGUAAUGGAGGAUGAAUAAAACGCCGAACACGGGUAUUACUGGGUUUGUUUUUAAAGAACGGCGUCCUCCUCUGAGUUUGUUGAUUUAAUUUUAAAGCUGCAGAAUAAAGAGAACAACAGACGCAGAGCAAUCAUCCUACACAAAACAAACACAAAACACAAACUCAGCGCCGCUCUGGUUAUUGACGAGGUUUUUGUGUGUCUCUAAAAUGAACCGAGAUGAACCUGAAACUGAAUCCACAACCACAAAGUCCACAGAAACCUCCAAACCCGUCCCCCUCCUGCACCAUCAACACGCCGUCUGAUGAGAUCUGCAGAUAAUAGAUGUGAGGAUGUUUGUCUGCGUGCAAACACUGCCCCCGUGUGUAAACACAGGGAAGCUCUGAACAAACACGAGUUCAUUUAUCAGGUCCACACACACACACACACACACACACACACACACGGCUCAUCAUCUGGGAGCUCGAUAAAGAGAACAACAGAGCAGCUCAGGUGUGUUUCCAGGUAUCAGCUGAUGACGGAUCUUAAUCGUUGUUUUUGUCUCUCAGGUGUGCGGAGAGAAAACUCGCUUUGAGAAGCUCAUGGAGUAUUUCUGCAACGAAGACAACAACAUCGACUUCAUGGUAAAGGUUUCUGUUUUAGUCUUUUUGUUUUUGUGUUGAUGGGAGGACAGGUGGAUAGAAAACCUUAAAGGGAUAUUCCGGUAUAAAAUUAAGUUACACCGAGUCAGACCCCCCCUCCAGAGAUGAAUGUUGCCGACUUCUUGCUUCUCUAGUUUUACCAACUUUAGUAACGACCGCAGGAUAGCAAUACAGAGAGCCACGCCCCCAACCAAAACGCCACUCUAUAGCCACAAAUAAUGCUCAGCUCCAACUCACCUACUCUCUUCUAGUAGCCGCUUGUUUGUAGUGAGACCUCAGGCCAGUCCAUUACAGACUACAGCGGGGUGACGCAGCUCAAGGAAGAACAUUUAUGAUCAUUUCUUCAUGGAAAUACAAUCAGACCGAGACGUUAAGGCAGAAGAACUACUGCGUCUGCAGAGAAAAUGAUUAAUAUGAUGAUUAUUACUUAAAGGAAAUGAUAAAGACAUGAUCAUAAAUCAUCUGUAACUCCUUAUUAAAAGAUAAUUACUCUAUAUUUAUUAACCUAAAUGUAUGAAGAGAUUCUGCUACACAGCCUAACUGUUACGGUGUGUUUGACCCUAAAUUAAUUUUAAUCCGGAAUAUCCCUUUAAAUGAACCUCAACCUGGAGUAAAGCCGCAGGACCAGCUGAACUUAAACACAUGAAAAUAACACGAUCAAUAAUCAAUGUUUCUGUGUGGAUGUCUCUCUCAGUAGGUUUGAUCCUCUGCUCUGUAAACAGAUGAUGUAAUUCUCUGUCUGACCACCAGGUGGCCUGUAUGCAGUUCAUCAACAUCGUGGUGCACUCAGUGGAAAACAUGAACUUCAGAGUUCACCUGCAGUACGAGUUCACUCAUCACGGGCUGGACGACUACUUAGAGGUGAGUCUGACCUUUGACCUCAGGACGACUCGAGUCCCUGAUGAUGAAGAAUCAGAAAUAAAACAUGAACCCUGACAGGUCAGUGUGCUGUAACCCGAGUUUUUGUGCAGAAGUUGAAGUUCACGGAGAGCGACAGGCUGCUGGUGCAGAUCCAGGCCUACCUGGAUAACGUGUUUGAUGUUGGCGCUCUGCUGGAGGACGCAGAGACCAAGAACGCUCUGCUGGAGCACAUGGAGGAGCUGCAGGAGCACAACGCCCAGGUACAGACGCUGCACACGCACACACACUCGGCGUGCUCUCACAGCGAUGAGGUUCUCACGGCAUCGUGAUCUUGUGUCUGUGACAGCUGACCUGCAGGAUUCAGGAGAACGAGAAGGAGGCGACGGAGAAAUGCUCCAGCCUGGAGAAGAAGCUGAUUCAGAUGACCAAAGAGGUGGAGCUGCUGAAGGUAAAAGGUCUUAUCAGGCGUCCACGUAUGAUAGAAACAGAUUUUUAGGUCUUUGUUUCAUCGAGAGAAGUUCAACAACAACAACAACAACAACAACAACAACAACAACAACAACAACAACAACAACAACCUAUCAGAUUUAGAAGUUUGGACAUGUUCACCUUCAUGUUUGGAAACAGAGGAGACCAGGUCCUGAUCUAGACCUUCAGCGUCUCUGGUUCAUAUUUCAGAUAUUAAAGAUUUUGAUAUUGUUCAGCGUCCGUGGAGUCUCCACAGAUGGUUUUGGACUGUGUGGAUGUGGUUUCCAUGGUUUCCAAAGAGACUGUCAUGUAGAUUCAUCAGACCACGGUUCCUUCAGGUCCUUCUGUGUCCAGUUUUUUGGUUUAUUGAGUCUGAGCCGGCGCUGCAAGCUGUGGGCCAAAGCCUUAGAGAAAUUGCAGGAAUUAUUUUUUAAUAUAAUUAUUAACUUUAACCUUUUGUUCCUGUUAAUUUGAAGCUCCAUCCAGCCGACUUUGUCCCCAAAACGGACAUGGUCUGAAACAUGCACCUAAAUCGGUCCUUGACAGUGAUUUUAACCCUUACCCUAUAGGGGUGGCAGGCAGUGUGACAGGGCGGUGGUCCACAGAGGUGGCGGCAUGACAUGGCUUUAGUUGUGCGCUGGUUUCAUUGUCGUCGUUUAUCCACAUGAUGAGUUUCCGAUGUUUCCCUCGCUCUGUCGUAGGAGAGUCUCCGGGAGUCGUGCUCUCAGGUGUCUCAGCUGCAGCAGAGAGAACGAGAGAGAGAGCUGGAGCGAGAGAGGGAGAGAGAGAAAGAGAGAGACCAGGACCGGUCCGUCCAGGCCCUGAAGGAGCUGGAGGUCAAGGUCCAGGACCUGGUGGAUCAGGGGCUGGUCCGGAUGGAGCGCUCCACCUCUGGACACCUGGACAUUCAGGUGGUUCCCGUCAACCAGCUCGGGAGUCAGAAAGGUGAGAGGAGCUAAUAAUCAAAUAAAAGGGGUUUCCUCUUUGUCCACAAGGGGGCGCCAGAGUCGACACAGACAGAAAGUUACUCACUGGAGCUUUAAUGAAAAUAAAAAGGCAGGUUGAAGUUCACAGUCAGGACUUUACCCAGUGUGGACAGCAGCAGGUUUUAGUCCUGAGCAAAGAUUAAAAUCACAGAAUGAGGAAAGAGAAACCGUCUCAUUAGCUCCAUGAAACAGUAAUGAGCUCAUCUCUCCUCUCACAGAUUUACUAUUUAAUAAGAAGAAGAAUAAGGAGUUGUUUUGGUUCCCGGACGCUGCAGCUCGGAGUUGAAUGUGAAAUAAAAAGCCUGUCACUCUGUCACUCUGUCGGCGUCUGCGGCUUUUGUUUUGCAAAAUAAAUCAUUUCCUUUAUUAGAAGAAGAGACCCCAGAGGAAAGUCUUUCAGGAUGAGCCUCAAAACACCAAAGAUAUUGUUCAAGGAGACAAAAGAGACGAGAAAUAAUGAGGCAAAGAGGAAAACCAUUUUCUGUCUGUGGUUUAGAGAAAAAAACUCAUGAAGGCGAGAGAGAAAAAACAGAUCUGAGUCAGUGAAGGAAGGAGGACGAGUUUUAGUUUCACAGUUUUCCCCUCAGAGGUUUUAUACUCUGAGAAUUUAAGGUAAACAUGGAGCUGAAACUCGAAAAUUAAGUUCACAACACUUCAGUUUGGCGUCAUGAAGGAGACAAACGUGUUAUUAGGCGUCCUGAGAACUUCUAGACAUCAGAAAAAAGAGGAUUAGGGGUGGAGGCGGGGUUAAAAAAAACACCCAGGAGGAAACUGGCUGAGAUCAGCUGAUGUGCUGACAGCCUGCCUGAACUAGCUCUGGUAUCUUUAGUAUGACAUCAUUCUCUCUCUUCUUAAACUCUAACUUUGUCGUCGUCUCUCCAGCUGAAGAAGGUAAAGACCAGCAGGAGGCUCCUCCCUCAGACCCUCAACCCGACCUCACUGAUGGUCCUCUGCAGUCGACCGCAGUUCAAGCUCCUCCUCCUCCACCUCCUCCUCCUCCUCCUCCUCCACCUCCAGCCUCUAACAGAGCUCCUCCUCCUCCUCCAGCGGCUCCGCCUCCUCUGCUGCUGGUGACAGAGGGGAGCUCAGGUGAGUUCGUCUAACAGGAGACGUCUAUAUUUUUACAAAUUCGUCCGUUUUUGAGUUUGAUUUUGUUUUUCCAGGUUUGAAGAAGAAGAAGCCGAUUCAGACCAAAUACCGGAUGCCUCUGCUGAACUGGCAGGCGCUGAAAUCCAACCAGGUGGCGGGAACCAUCUUCAACGAGCUCGACGACGAACACGUCUUAGAGGUUUUCUGUUGCUCUGUCUCAUAUUCACCAAAUUAAAUUCUUUUUUCUGUCGUUAGAUUUUUAGUCCACGAAGUUCCUCUCUCAAUUUUCACCGCAUUCGGAACGGCUCCAAUCCAGAACGGUGUUGAUUUUCGCUGUACGCCGAUUCUUUGUUAAAAGGACAACUGGACUUACUUGGGACGUUUUGCCUCAGGCGAAACGUCCCAAGUAAUUCCAGUUGUCCUUUCCAAAAGAGUUUUAGAUUUUGAUUCAUCAGACAUCAGGACAGUUAGUGAUAUUAAACCUACGUUGUGACUCCAACUACAGAGCGAACGUAAAGAAGAAGAUGGAAACUGACAGAAUAACUUGAAUGAUCCCGAUCAGCUACGAUCAGUGGAUACGACCUUUUCGUAGCCGUCCUGGAUACGGUGGAAAUUGGCGGUUAUUCUCCAAAACCAAACUUUUUAACCUCGCUGUCUUUCACGCCAUCGUCUUCCCUCAGGAGCUGAACAUGUCAGCCUUCGAGGAGCAGUUCAAGACCAAAGCUCAGUCCUCUCCUGUAGAAAUGGGGACCCUCAAGAUGAAACUGGCCAACAAGACCCCGAGCAGAGUGUCUCUAAUGGAGCCCAACAGGGCCAAAAACCUGGCUAUCACCCUUCGCAAAGAGGGGAUGGCGGCGUCCGACAUCUGCUGCGCGAUCGAGACGUACGUACCGAAACUGAUCUGUAUGAUCCGAACAGGAAGCAGAAUAAUGGACCGUCUGUCCUCCUCACAGGUACAACCAGAGGGCUCUGAGUCUGGACUUCCUGGAGCUCCUGGAGCGGUUCAUCCCCACGGAGUACGAGACGAAGCUCAUCCACAACUACGAGUGCGAGGGCAGGCCCCUGGACGAGCUCAGCGAGGAGGACCGCUUCAUGGUGCGCUUCAGCAAGAUCCCCAGGCUCUCUCAGCGAAUCAGCACGCUCACGUUCAUGGGGAACUUCCCCGACAGCGUCCAGAUCAUCCAGCCGGUGAGUUCACAGAUCAGGAGGAGUUCAUGUGGAGAAACUUUAACCACAAACCCAUCUUUCUCCGCAGCAACUCAACGCUCUCAUCGCCGCCUCCAUGUCCAUCAAAUCCUCCAGCAAGCUGAAGAAAAUCCUGGAGGUGAGUCCAGAACCGUCCAGUCCUGUAGAAUCACAGAUGUGUUAGCGCCUGUAUUUCUCCAACUGUGAAGUUUCUGUCUCUGUUUGUGACGUCAAGAUCGUCCUGGCGUUCGGAAACUACAUGAACAGCAGCAAACGAGGAGCGGCGUACGGUUUCCGUCUGCAGAGUUUAGAUCUGGUGAGAAAAAAAGAGACAAAAACUUUGAAACGUUUCAGUAUUUUAUCAGAUUUUUAAUGUAAACAAACAUUUAAAAACUCGAGUUAUUCACGUUUUCGAUCCAGCUUUAUUCAGACAAAUCAAUCAGCUGAUCACAAACCCAGCAGCUCUUCUUCUGUUGACGUCGGCUCCUCUCUCUCUUCAGCUCCUGGACACCAAAUCCACAGACCGCAGACAGACUCUUCUUCACUACAUCGUCGGCAUCAUCCAGGAGAAAUACCCCGAGCUCCAGACCUUCGACACCGAGCUGCACUUCCUGGAUAAGGCGGCUCUGGGUGAGAACAUGAACACCAUAAACUCGGAGAUCUCCAUCAGGAACAUCUCAGCAGUUUCAUUAAACAGAACCGUCUUCUCUUUUCUCUCUGUUUUUAUCCUGUCAGUCUCUCUGGACAGCGUCCUGCAGGACGUGCGCUCUCUGGAGCGAGGUCUGGAGGUGACCAGCAGAGAGUUCUCAGUGGAGAAAGAUAAUCCAGUCCUGAAGACGUUCAUCAGCAGCAACACGGAGCUGCUCCACUCCCUCAUCGCAGACGGGAAAACAGCCCAGGUCGGAGAUAACUCUGAGCUGAUACCUCCAGUUUUUAGACAGUUUUCAUGUUUCAGUAACUUCCUGUUUUCUUCUCCAGGCCGCGUACGACUCUGCUGUGGAGUACUUUGGAGAGAACUCUAAAACCACUCCGCCCUCCGUGUUUUUCCCCGUGUUUGUCCGCUUCAUCAAAGCGUACAAGGUCAGAUAAAACUCUCUGUAUCGACUCCUGCCAUGAAUUAACUUAACGACUAAUUCACUUAUUCUGAUAAAAAAACGACCCCGUCAGGAACAUUUAGAGUCAAAGUCCUGCUCCGUAUUUGACCUUUAGAAGUCUUACUGUAACGAAGACUUUGGGUUUUUGUGUUUGACAGCAAGCCGAGCAGGAGAACGAGCAGAAGAAGAAACAGACUGGAGUGAACAUGGAGGCUCCAAGAACUCCGUCUAAACCAGACCUCAUGGGAAACAAGGUGACGACAAAUCUACGACCGGCUGCUGCUUCUCUGAAAAAGUCUUUUUCUAGAUGGACGCAGAUGUUGCUCCUAAACCUGAAGAUGUUGUUUAAAACUGAGGAUGCAGCAUCUAUGAUUUCUAGUUCUACGUUGAAAGGACAACUGGACUUAUUGGGACGUUUCCCAAUAAGUCCAGUUGUCCUUUCCAAAGGAGUAGACGAAGUUAAUGUGGGAGGGGGUGAGCAGCUUGUGGAGUAGUUAUCGAGGUGAACUGAUCAAUAUAUCAUGAUAUUGAUUUGAGGCCAUAUCGCCCAGCCCUAGAUAAACAUAAACAUCUCUAUUGCACAUUUCUUGUCUUUUGAGUAAACAGAGAACAUGUGCAGGCAUUUAACAUGUAAACACGACACUGGAAAUCGACCCCAAACAUGUUUUUUUUUCCAAUAAAUACAAUAUUUUAUCAAUUUGUCAUAUCGCCCAGCCCUAAUCAUAAAUACUGUAGAUGAUGAAAUCUACUCAGGAACUUUAUUCUGAAUCUGUUGCGUCUCUGAGCAGAAAUAAGCGGAUAGACCAGGUUUAGUCCAAACAGAAGUUUUUCGGUCUUUUUGAAGCAUUAGUUCACAAACACAGAUAGAGAGAGAGUAAGAAAUCAUGUCGGCCGAGCUCUCGGUUUGUUUACAGCCCGUCUGAUCCUCCGUCUGCUCGUAUUUCUAACCCGCUCAGAGUUAUUAUUACCCCGAGGAGCUGCAGAUAGUUUGUCGUUGGCCGACUGGGCAGGUUGUAAAACUCUCUGAGGCAAAUGUGUGCGCUGAAACUCUGAGAGGAAUAAAUCAGAGUGAGCGGGACGUUCAUCAAAAGAAACAUCAGAGUUUGUGAGUCGAGCUGAGAGAGAGAGAAAAAACAAAAACGGUGAUCCUGCUGAAGUCUCAGAUAAAGAUGUUCCAUGUUUCAGGUCUGUGUGACGACGACCAAACCACCUCCUGUGGAUCUGAUCGCUGAGCUGAAGAGGAGGCAGGUGACUCCUCUGGUGAGGGAGGGGAAGGACGGAGCCAUCGAGGACAUCAUCACAGGUGAAUAACACACCUGACACACACACACACACACACGGAUAAUCCUGUUAAUGUCCUGCUCACUCUGAAAACAUCACUUUUUCACUCUGCUGUUUCUCAUCCUUCAGUUAAUCUCCUGUUUUUCUGAAAACUUCGUCCUCUCUCCUUUUCUUCUUCUCUUUUUUCUUCUUCUCUUCCUCUCUUGUUUGUCCCUCCUCUCUCUCCAUCUCUCCGUCCUCAGCUCUAAAGUCUGUGCCCUUCACGGCUCGCUCUGCCAAACGCUCCUCUCGCCUCUUCUGUGACUCGGUCUUCAGCGAGGAGGUGAUGCCUUUGAAUCUCUCUGCUUUAACGCUGAUGUUUGUUUUUCCUUUCUCUCUCUCUCUUCACUCAGACACACAGCGACACUUUAUUUGACACACUGGUACUGAUUAUUGAACAUCCAUGAGACCAACAUUUACUGUACAAACAAAUAUCUGCUCUUUCAUUUCUAAUAAUUACAAAUAAAUAUAUGUUUCCACUUUCUAGAGGUCAUGAAGUAAAAGUAGAAAUAAAUAAAAUAUAAAAUAUUCUGGUACACGAACACAGAGACGAUCGCUAACAGUGUUUUAAACUAAAUUCAUCACAAUAUUCUGCUGACAGAUAUUCAGUUUUUAAGCUUUGAGAGAGAGAGAGGGAGAGAGAGCACAGUUAUUAUCAGAAUAUUUGGAGAAAGGUUCUGACUUUAACCCCAAACUCAGGGUGAAAAUCCUUCUCACUUCUGUCUCUUUAAUUACUGAAUAAAAGUUUUACCAUGAAGAAAAUAAACGUCUACAUGAUCAGUACUAAAUUCUGUUUUGUUAAAAAAAAUAGGAUAUUAUCUGAGUUUAAAGCUGUUUUUGUUUAAAUCUCAUCUAAAUCUAAAUGAUUGUUGCCUGUUAAAACCUUUCAGUCAACAGUUUCUGAAUUCACCGUCCGUUUUUAACUCUUUUAACUCUCAAACGUGGACAAAUCAGAAAAGGAUAAUAAAAUUACGGUAUUUUACUGUUAUUUGUACCUCGACUGCAUCAGAUAUUUUCACCAACUUCAUUCCUGUUUAUGGAUAAAAAAUAAAACUUUUACCUUCACCUUACCUUACUUUUACCUUCUAUUUCAGUUUGAGGGAAAUUUAGCCUCCUGUGUAGUGCCCCUAGCGGUUGUCAGGAGAACUGUUCGCCUUGACAGUGAAUUGCGCCAUCUGCUGGAAAACAGUAAAAACAACCAAUUUGAAGCCCAGCCUACAAAGCGAAUGUUUUUUAGUAAAAUAUGACAGAAAAGGCCUUAGUAUAGUAGGAUAAAAAUGUCAUAGUAAAGUAAGUUAAAAAAAAAUGUCAUCAUAUAGUAUGUUAAAAAUGUCGUAAUAUAGAUUGUUAAAAAUGUCAAAGUAAAGUAUGAGAAAUGCAUCAUGAUUAAAAAGUAUUUUUAAAAAGAAAAAGUGAUUUUCUGGACUUUGACGUCUGCAGCUCAACCUCAGAUCUGGUCUCAGCGUCCUCCUCAGUGUUUGUCUCUCUUCCCUCAGAUCUGAGAAACCAGCCGUACAGACGAACGGACGGCAGCCGGCGCAGCACCAAGUGGAAACCAGGACAACAGCUGCACGUGUCCUCAGACAUCUCCCUGUGAAAAAACAAAAGAAACACAACAACAACUCCACGAGUCCAAAACCUCCACAUUAAACUCACUGUGGAAACCGGCCUCUCCACUCAUGCAUGCUCCAGUCUGCAGAGUGAAAAUGCAUGUUCCUACGACUCAGUCAGAGAGGAGCUUUCUGAUGAUCGGAGAGAUUUCUGUGAUUAAAAGAAUCAAAUAUAAGAAACAGAGAGACAGAGCGAGAGUUUUAUCUGCUCCUGAUGUUAAUGACACUGGAUGUCAUACGAACUCAUUAAGACGGUUAAAUGGAAGAACGAGCCGUUCAGCAGAUAGAGAGCUUCAUUAGCCCCGCUCGUCUCAAAGUGACUCUGAAGAAACUUUGAUGGACAGAGCGCUCAUAAAUCAUUUUGAUAGUUUUCUCAAAAAAGCUCUGGACAUGAUUUUUUAAUUGGUUUUAUUUUAAGUAGAAUAUUAAUCAAGCUGUCCAUCUCCCUGUCCUCCUGGAGUAGGUCUCAAAUUAAGCCUGGAGAUUUGUAAUAUAUUUAAAUUAUUUUUAAUACUGAGGUGUAAGUAAGAGGAGCUUCUAUUGUGCUUCUGCAUUUCAACAAUAAAUAAACCAUUUUAUACCGGCCAGGACUCCGAGUCUAUUUGCUGCA